Messenger RNA from Nothobranchius furzeri (turquoise killifish), 4124 nucleotides. RefSeq names its product ATPase family AAA domain-containing protein 2. Gene Ontology annotation, cellular component: nucleus. Lineage: Eukaryota; Metazoa; Chordata; Actinopteri; Cyprinodontiformes; Nothobranchiidae. Gene Ontology annotation, molecular function: chromatin binding; ATP binding; ATP hydrolysis activity. The record is from RefSeq and is a predicted model, not a curated record. Gene Ontology annotation, biological process: positive regulation of transcription by RNA polymerase II.
UCAAGAUGAGUUUGAAAGCCUCCUCUCGACUCACGGAGCAGGAGGAGGCUCGUCUCAGCAGAACGACCGUGCAAACCCGGAGGUGAUCAUGUUGGUUUCCCGUUUUAAAUGCUGUGAAAACCUCUGAAACCAUCGGCGGUCACCAUGGUUACGAACCGCGGGAAAGGCAAAACGGAUGCAGUUCGGAGGAAAAAAGAGCCGCUUAAGAAGCGGUCCGGGUCAAAGACCGGCUCCAAGACCCGCGUCCGACCGGAGAAGCGACACAAGAGCGCCGUGUCCCGGACCAAGACUUCCGGUGGAUUUUCCGCCAAGAAAGGCAAACGUAAGGAUAAAGGUGCAAAACGAGCAAAGAGCAUCAUCAGGAAAUCUGCAAAGAUUCAGGAGACUUCAGGUGGGAAGAGGAGUCGGCCGAGGAAAAGCUCCAGGUCACCCAAGCUGAUCAGCAAAUAUCAGGCUUCCAACAACUUAUCAAAGUCGAUGCAGAAGAAGAUCAACGAGAAGAAGAGGAAGAGGCUCGUCAGCAGCAACAGAAAGACUAAACCCCAGCGGAGACGUCCACCGGGACCUGAGAGGACGCUCAGGGACAGCGAGGACGACAGCGAGGAUGAUGACGACAGCGGACUCGGGACGGCUGCGGAUGAAGACAGUACCGGCAGCAUGAACCAGAACUUUAAUACCAAACCAAACCCAGCCUCAUCGCGCCACACAGCAGCCAACAGCAGAACCUUCCACACCAGAACCUCUGCACCGAACAAGAGCCGUGAGAGAGCCUUCAGACCCACCACCAAGCCUGAUAAGGAUGAAUCUGACUCUGAAGAUGAAAACACCUCCAGAAGCUACCGCCCGCUCAGCGUGUGCACCGGGGAGCUCGUUAGCGCUCGCAGAAGCAAGAUGGCUGCAGGAGCAGCUCUAGCCGACACCGAUCCUCUGGCCAUCGACCAGUCGGUGGAUUUUGACAGCAUUGGAGGUCUGUCGGGUCACAUCUCUGCUCUGAAGGAGAUGAUCGUCUUCCCGCUCCUCUACCCAGAAUUCUUUGACAGUUUUAAGAUUCAGCCUCCCAGGGGUUGUCUGUUCUACGGCCCUCCUGGAACUGGGAAAACCCUGGUGGCUCGGGCGUUGGCCAACGAGUGUUGUCAUGGCAACAGGAAGGUGUCUUUCUUCAUGAGGAAGGGAGCCGACUGCCUCAGCAAGUGGGUGGGGGAGUCGGAGCGGCAGCUGCGGCUGAUGUUUGAACAGGCGUAUGACAAACGUCCUUCUAUCAUCUUCUUUGAUGAGAUUGAUGGUUUGGCUCCUGUUCGAUCCAGCAGACAAGAACAUAUCCACAGCUCCAUCGUCUCCACCCUUCUCUCCCUGAUGGACGGGCUGGACUGUCGGGGUGAGGUUGUGGUGAUUGGAGCGACUAACCGGCUGGACUCCAUCGACCCGGCGCUGCGGCGUCCAGGGCGCUUUGAUAGAGAGCUGCGAUUUGGCCUUCCAGACCGAGAGUCUCGUAAGGAGAUCCUGAAAAUCCACACCCGCCAGUGGAAACCGCCUCCAUCUGAGGAUUUUCUGGAGGAACUGGCUGAGAAAUGUGUCGGUUACUGCGGCGCCGACAUCAGGGCGGUCUGCACCGAGGCGGCGCUGUGCGCCCUGCGCCGGCGCUACCCACAAAUCUUUGGCACCUCCCAGAAACUCCUGCUGGACGUCUCCUCCAUCUCCGUCAGCAGAUGGGAUUUCGUGGCAGCUGUGAGGAAAAUGAAGCCGGCCUCUCAACGCGCCGCCGCCUGCCCGGCCAGACCGCUGUCCCCCAUCGUUCAGCCCCUGCUGGGCGCCGCCCUCCACAGCAUCCUCCAGGUUCUGCAGAGGCUGUUUCCACAUGCCGAGCGGGGGGUGAAGAGGAAAAGAGAACCAGAUCUGACUGCUGGUGUCCUUGACGACGGGCUGAUGAGUGGAGGAGAGGACCGCUUCAGCGUUGGUGGAGGAAAAAACAAAACCUUUUUACACUUUGUCAGGAGUGCGGUCAAACACCCGACGUCUCACCGUCCCCGGAUGCUCCUGGCAGGUCGUCCUGAGUCUGCUCAGACUUCCCACCUGGCCCCUGCCAUUCUGCACGCUCUGGAGCAUCUAGCCAUCCAUAGUCUGGACUCUGCUGUGCUGUUUGGAGUCAGCAGCACCUCCCCAGAGGAAGCCUGUGCUCAGGUGUUCUCCGAGGCCAAACGGACGUCUCCCAGCAUCCUCUACAUCCCUCACAUCCAGCAGUGGUGGGAGACGGCAGGACCGGCGCUCCGAACCUCCUUCCUCAGCUUGCUUGGCGGCAUCCCCCCGUUUUCUCCCAUCCUCCUCCUCGCUACCUGCAACACCCGCCAUAAGCAGCUGGACCCAGAGAUUCAGUUUUUGUUCCGGGAGGAGUAUGGUCAGGUGUACCCCAUGACCCCUCCCACCCGGCAGGAGAGAACUGACUUCUUCUACGACCUCCUUUUGAACCAAUCCGUUGAGCCUCCUCCCUUGAAGACGGAAACACUGAUUCAGGCCACGGAGAUGCUCCCGCUCCCUCCUCCUCCUCCACUUUCACCUCAGCCGAAGCUCCUCCCUCCUAGGAAGCUCCGCCUCCUCCUCCGUAGCAUCACACAGCGCCUGAUCCUAGACCAGCGAUUUAAGGUCUUCACCAGACCUGUCGACACAGAGGAGGUCCCAGACUACCUCACUGUCAUCGAGAAGCCCAUGGAUCUCUCCACGCUGCUGAGCAACAUCGACGAACACAAAUACGCCACCGUCAGCGAGUUCGUGUCAGACGCCGACCUGAUUUGGCAGAACGCUCUUGAAUACAACCCGGACAGCUAUCCCGCAGAUCGUCAAAUCCGUCUCCGUGCACGCGCCCUGAGGGACGCCAUGAGGGCGAUGGUCGGAGAUGAGCAGGAGGACGAAUUAGAAAGAGUCUGUGAGGAAAUCCGAGGGUCUCGUGUGAAAAGCGUGUUGUCGUACGGGACUGAGACCAAUGGCGUCUCCAGCUCGGCGUCAUCCAGAAGCAGCACCGAACCACGAGAGCAGAUGAGAGGAAGGGGCAGCUUCUGUGACGGUAAUUCACCCAAGAAGAAACGUUACAAACAAGCCCGAAAAUCCAAGUGGAGCGCCGGAGUCAUCAAGAAACCCAGGAAAACAAAGCCACCCAUCACAGCCUCCGAUUCCUUCUCCGUGUCCAGGAAAUCCAGCUGUGACUCCAGUGCAGAGGAAACCCGAGCAGCUGGAACCCGAGCGCUGAACAGUUCUGCUGAUCUGAGCUCGUCCAGCAUCUCAGACAGCAGUGAUGGAGAGCAGAGCCACCGGAAAGCUAAACGUCACCUGAACGUUGUCACAAGAACACAAAAAGUUCUCAUGAAUGGACACAGUGAUCCCAAACAGAGCCUCGGGCAUCGGGCCCAGUCCUCCAGGACCACCCCAGCCCCGCAGAGGAUGUUAAACCAGACUUAUAGAAACAAACUAGAAAGACACAGAAAGCACGAGACCAGGGUGGGCAAGGCCGCCGUGCAGAAACAGCUGCUCAACGGGCAGAGGGAAGACGACACGCCCCCAGUGGUCGUCGAUCACAACAAACUAAAUGACCUGCUGAACCGAGCUGUGGCGAAAACCGAAGGUGCGGAGGUGGAGUCGCUGGAGAAGCUUUACGCUCUGCUGGCUCAGUGCAUCUACAGGCACAGAGACCACCACAACAAGACGGAGCUCAUUAAGGAAAUGAGGAGAGAAAUUGACAGCUUCUCAUGAGCACUUUCAAGAAAUCCUGAGUUUGUUUGAGUGUUUAAGGAUUGCUUGAGUUUUUAUGUUAUGCAGCAGAUCACGUACCUCAGUAAAUAUUGUUUUCUCAGUUAUAUUAAUGUUUAUUUAUGUGAAAAUUGGCAAAAAAUACAUUGUGCAGUGUUGUUUUAUUAAUUUUGUCAUCUGUGGUUUAAGAAAAUAAAGUGUGUUUUAUGUAAAACUGAACAAAAGCUACACUUUAAUAUCUAAAUAUUUCUACUUAUUUUCAAAGUUUUAAUACAGAAAAAAAAUAAAGCUUUAUUUUGUUUAAAAGUUGCCAUGUCCUCUGUUUCCUGUCAAUUAAAUAUUUUAGACGAUGCGGAUGCCUUAAUAAUGGUAUAUAAUUCUUACUGUUC